CUCAUAUAGGCCCUCGAGUUCGAGCAGAAAACAGAACAUGAAGAAGAGAAGAGGAGGCUGACAGUAUCUACUCCAGCUACGAUGCCCUUGGAAACGCAUGGAUCGCGAGACACCGAAAAAAUCUACACCGACGUGCUCACCGAAGCCAGAAAUUCCUGCUACAAGGCACGCGAUUCUUUCUACGCUUGUGUCGAGAAGGAAUCGAUGAAGAAACCCACAGAAAUUGCUUCCGUUGGACUUCUCUACCCUGCUGAAUGCAAGAACUCCAGGGAGGAUUUUGUGAAGAUGUGUCGGCCGACAUGGGUCAAGCAUUUUGAUCGUCAGUUUUGUGCAAAGAAGAGAGUUCAAAGGCUUUUGGAUAACAGUGAUGAAUCGAGGAGAGGUCCGAUGUCCCUUCCACAGCCUUCCACUUUCAAGCCAUGAUUCUUGGAACCUCAAAUCUUGUGUUCAUGGGGUAAUUCUGAACAAACGGAUACAAUGUGGAUCAUACACUUUGAAUCUGAACUUUUCUUUCGUUUCUUUCUUCUUCUUUUCUUGUCAUAGUUUUUUCACAAUAGGGUGUAAUUAAUUCAUCAUAUGAAGAUCCAAACAAAUCCAUAUGGGUGUAGUUUUCUAUGUGGAGUUGGAUAUCUUUCUA
Molecule: messenger RNA, 637 nt
Organism: Magnolia sinica
Lineage: Eukaryota; Viridiplantae; Streptophyta; Magnoliopsida; Magnoliales; Magnoliaceae
Exons: 3
Coding region: 82-423 (113 amino acids)
Cellular component (GO): mitochondrion; respiratory chain complex IV
Source: RefSeq, a predicted model, not a curated record